UCUCAACCCCUAAAAUAAAAAUAAAAAAAAAGUUGAGAUUUUUCGCACAAUUUUCUCGUCCUUUCCAUCAUUUUCUCUCUUGACUCGGUCGACGAAAUUCACCAACCUGUUCUCUCUCUCUCUCUUUCUCCAUCUUUCUCUCUUCUUUGAAUCCCAAGUGAGAAUUGUUUGAUUCCCAAUUCGAAAGUCUGAAGAUUUCCCUCAAAAAAGGAGAUCUUGUUUAGUUUCACGGCGAGGGUUCGGUUUGGUUUUCCCGUUGAUCGCGUUGUUGUUCUUCUUCGUGGGUGAGGAAAUAACAGAGGUGUCUUUGAUUCAAUUUCUUCAAUUCAAUCCCACAGAUUCAAAAUUCAUAUCUUUCUUUCUUCUUCUUGAUAAUGUUUAGGAUUAGGUUUCGAAAUUUCUGAAAACCCUAGUUUUGUUUUGAGGAAGAAGAAGAGUAAACAGAAAACAAAAAAAAAAGGGAAAAAAUCAGUUUUAUUCAAUUCAUUCUUUUUGUGUUACCCAAUUUGGUUGUUAAUACGUCUCAAUUUCGAAUUUCUUUUCUCUAGGUUUUUUAGGGUUCCAAGGAAGCUCUGAAAAUUUCUGGUGCCUAGUAUUUUUUUGUUGCCAUCUGAAAUCAAGAGUUUCCUUUUUUUCUGUCCAUAGAUCUAUCGCCUUUCGAUAACCCAAAAAAAAUAACCUUUAGUUUUUUUCGGAUCUGAUCUAUCUUCUUAGGGGGGUUUUGAGUUUUUUUUCAGGGAUUGUGUACAAAAGAGGGAUUUUUUUUAGGUUUAAAGUGUAUAUAGAGAUUUAAUAGAAAUGGCUUUAAAUUUUUCACAUAGACCCUUUGCUUCUCAUCUAUCUGAGGAACCAAUGAAGAUAGCCAAUGGGAAUUGGUGUUCAAGUUUUGAUAAUGGAAGGAAGAGUAAUGGAGAUUCUUCUUCUGUUGACAUACUUGAUGUUUUGCCAUCUGAUCCGUUUGGUAUGGAUAUCAACAAUACUUUCACGGCCAUUACUGGAUGGCUUGAGGAUUUGGAUUAUAAUAACCAAUAUGGAAGAAGAAGUGAUGACAUUUGGAUUGGUGAUGGAAACCAUCAGCAGCUCUUUGCUGGAUUGAGUUUCAUUUGGAACAAUGCAAUGCAGUUUCAGAGUAGUGGGUACAGUAAUGGAUCGGAGUCGUUGUAUGGGUUUGGUGGGGCAUUUGAUGGGUCUUUGUUUUCCGCAUGUAAAUUCCCGGAGAGUAGUGAGGACAAUAAUGUGUUUGGAGGAGCAUUUGAUGGUGAUGGAUCUUGUCACGGUGCUUUCAUAUCUGCUAGUAGUGUUGAUGAGGUAUUGAGCCUCGAGGAUGCGAGGAAUGGUGGAGUUGUAGGAAGUAGUGAUCGCUGCAGUAAUGGAGGAGAGGAUUCAAAUAUUCAUCCAGCGUUUGGUUUUUGUCUUUAUCACUUGGGAGUGAAGGAUCUUCUUUCAGUUAGUAUGGUUUGCAAGUCUCUGCAUACUACUGUUUGUAAUGACUCGUUAUUGUGGAAGCAUAUCCACAUUUGUCAACCGUUGAAUGAGAAGAUUACGGAAGAGGCUCUGCUGCAUUUAACUGAGAGGGCUCAGGGUACUAUGCAGUGUUUGAGGCUCGUAGAUUGCUGUAGAAUUACUGAUGAUUGUCUUAAGCGGGUGUUGGAGCGCAACCCACAAGUAGUCAAGCUUGGUGUGCCUGGAUGCACAAGGAUCACUAUUGAUGGUAUUUUGAGCAUCUUGAGGGAUCUGAAGUAUGCGGGAAAGCUUCAAGUGAAGCAUUUAGAAAUUGGUGGCCUCUUUGGAGUUACUAAAGAUCAUUACGAUGAAUUGUUUGACUUGUUGAACAUAGACAAUAAAGUCGAGCAGACUAUUCAGAAGCCGCGUUUUUACCAUAGAGGAGAUGCAUGUGUGUCCUGUGAUGAUGACCGGGCGCUAGAUAUUGAGAUGUGCCCAAAGUGUCAAAAUUCUAGGCUUGUGUAUGACUGUCCAGCAGAAGAUUGUAAAGGGAAAAAGAAAGGUUCUGAGGAAUGCCGUGCUUGUUCUCUUUGCAUACAGAGGUGUUAUCACUGUGGUCGGUGCAUCAAUGACAGCGAAUACGAAGAAACGUUUUGUCUAGAGUUUUUGUGUGCUGUUUGUUCGAAGCCGGCCCCUAAGUUAACUCUCUAGGUAUAAAAUUCCAUCUGAGCCUUUCUUUUCUAUAUGAUUGAAUGGUUCAGUCUCCAUGGUUAGGCUUUAGUUUGUGGGAACUAUAUCUUCCCGUGGGUGUAGUUGUCAUAUGUAUACAUAUUAGUAUUACUUAUUUGGUUUGACAAAGAAAAGACAAAAAAAAAAAAAGAAGAAUAAGGAAUAGAAAUAUCCAAGAAAGAAGCAGGGUAGUUUGGUGGGGGAGGACUAGUAAUGGUACUGUUGAAGCUGUUUGAGAAACAGAUGAUGUUGUGAAUUGUGCAAAAGGAAAACCCAAGAAAGAGGCUGAGUAGUAUGUUUGACAGCAAGUGAUGGGAUUUGUCGGCUGUUUUAGUGGUUUGAGUUUGGAUUCAGAGACUACGUAUAGUAAGAAGAGUUUGGGCAUUGGUGGUACACUGCUGAAGCCAUCAGGGUUGCAUAUAGGUUGAGAAGCAGAUGAUCAUUUGAUCGAAAAGAUGAAGAAAUUUGUUGGCCUCCUUUCUUGACCGAGAUCAUAAACUCAAUGUCAAUGAAGGAUGAUGAAGGAUAGGUCUGUUUAUUGAGUGUGGUAAAUGGAAUUUGGAUUCGGAGACUACACAAGAAGUGUUUGUAUUUGAUGAUGGUAUACACUUGUGAAGCCACUAAAGGAUACCAUCAUUUAGGACAAGAAACUAGAUAAUCAUUUGGUUGUCUAGUUUCUUACUCGAGAUCAUAAACUCCAUUUCGGUGAAGGUUGGUGAUAUACCUUUGCUCAAUGGAGAUGAUCUUCAACUAUCUCUAGAAACUUUUUAAAAAUAAUAAAAACUUGCUCCAUUUCCAUCUUUGUUGGACACAUUGUUAUUGUUAUAAUUAUCAUGAAGAUUACUCUUUGGAUUUAAAGUUUGUAACCUUGGAUUGUUCUUGAUCCAUGUUGUCUGU
Arabidopsis lyrata subsp. lyrata is the source of this 3069-nucleotide messenger RNA. Its product is annotated as F-box protein SKIP14. NCBI's taxonomy places the organism in Eukaryota, Viridiplantae, Streptophyta, Magnoliopsida, Brassicales, Brassicaceae. Gene Ontology annotation, molecular function: protein binding. Gene Ontology annotation, cellular component: cytoplasm. The record is from RefSeq and is a predicted model, not a curated record. The transcript has 3 exons. The coding region runs from base 799 to 2154 and encodes 451 amino acids.